This is a messenger RNA of Paramuricea clavata, 6966 nucleotides long. NCBI's taxonomy places the organism in Eukaryota, Metazoa, Cnidaria, Anthozoa, Malacalcyonacea, Plexauridae. The record is from the annotation of a GenBank genome assembly.
AUGGUUCAAUGUUCCGGCUGUAAUCUUCCUAUUUCUGACAAAUACUUGCUCAAAGUUUUGGAUUGUAUGUGGCAUACAAAAUGUCUCCAAUGCGAUCAAUGUAAACUUCAGCUCACAGAGAAAUGUUAUUCGCGAGAAGGCAAACUUUACUGCGCCAAGGAUUUCUACAGGUAGGGACUUGGGAUAAAAGUUACGAGGGAUUUAUGUUCAACGGAUGUAAGGGAACUGCUAAUCCGGUUAUAUAUUCUUGUAACUUGUCUUGAAAGUUUGACAACCGCGUAUAGAUUGUAUCAGUUGAAUAAUAAAACAUUGUGUCUUCCACAGGCGCUAUGGCACGAAGUGCUCAGGAUGUGACGAGGGGAUUUUACCGACAAAUUUGGUCCGCCGCGCGAAAGGAAUGGUUUUUCACGUUGAAUGCUUUUGUUGUUCAAUGUGUUUGAAGGAAAUUGCAACUGGUGACGAGUUGUACCAUGUUGGCGGGAAUAAAUUCGUUUGCAAAGAGGACUAUGACUUACAACAACAGGAUAUUGAGAGUAGGUUGAAAUAUUUUAACAUCUUGUUCUAUAAUUUGUGUGUAUAGUAUAUAAAUAUUAUGUUUAUCCAAGUUUUAGAGCACGUACGAACCGUCUUAUACACAACGGUACUGUGUAGAGCUAUCUCAUGUGAAAUAUAUUAUGCUGCAACGCCAUGCGAAUGAAUUAAAAGUUAACAAGCUUAUAUAUAAAAUUAGGUGCGAGCGUUCGACAAUCGUCUUUUGAUUGUUGAGUGAAAUCUUUACUUUUAUAUGCUCCAAGAAAUGUAAAUUACACCGAGCCGUUUUUUAAAACAACACGAGGUAAACAUCGUUCAUGAAUUUUUACAGCUCCUAAGUAACUAACAACAACAGCAAUACACCUCGAUACGGAUUUAAUUCAUCAUCGUAACAAUUUUAAAGCCUGUUUCUCAACGCGCAUGAAAAAUAUCUAAGGUUUACCAACAUGUGAAUUAUUCAGCAAUACGAAUCGGUUAGAUCUGAGGAAAGUGAUUUAAUACAUGGACAUUUAUAACAAAGAGGGAACAUUUGGUUUACUACCUUAUGAUCCAGGCUGUCAAGUAAAAUAUCUGAAAUUUCGUGACUGCUACCUUCAAACAGAACCAACCGUUUGAAGUUCAGGCAGGAAUCUCAAAGCAUUGCAUGUAUUUCAAGACCACUACUUGCGCUAAGAAGUUUAUAAGCUAGCGAAAUUCUACCCCAAAGGAUUUUAAGAUCACUAACAACAAUAUAACGCUAACUAAUAUAGCUUGAAGUUUAGUUUUGAGAAUCCACCAAAAGGCAGAGGACAGGUAUUUGAUAUCUAUCUAUAUAUGGACGUGUAAAACCACUAUCUGUGCCUUGAGAACCAUCAGGUUUAAGGCCAGUGAAAAUCCACCACAAGGGACGGAAAUUUCAAGAUCACUAUACCUACGCUGAGAACGCGGAAAUGUCAAGGAACUGAAUUGAAUAAACCUAAACAAGCUUUGAAAAAGAUUUAAGACAAUUUGGGUUUUAUACUUGGGUCUAUAAGGACUAUAAGAACGAAGAGCCUUUGAAUGAACGAUUAAAUCUGCAUGCUUGUACGCUAUGAGGAUCUCUACGAAGAAGAACAUGAUUAAACAGAUUAUAUGUUAGACUAUUUUUACACGGAACUGGAUGAAUUCAAAAUCGUUGCGGAGUUUCUCGUUACAAGUUCACACAAGAUGCAUGAGAAUAUACAAAUUCAAGCACAGCUAAUCAUUUUCUAUCUGAACAAAUGGAACUAGACGCGUAUUUGGGUAGAGUUCCAAACUCCGGUACAAUCUCGUGUCAUCUUCAUGCGUUUUUCUUCUUAGAUUCAGAAUCGCCCGAGAAAACAGAAACGGAAAGCGACGAAGCUCCAAAGGACGAAGACGAAUCUGUGAUGGAUGAAGAUGGCGAGAAUGGACCGAACGGAAAACGUCGAGGACCACGAACGACCAUCAAGGCGAAACAACUUGAGAUUCUCAAAGCGGCCUUCUCUGCGACGCCAAAACCGACGCGACACAUGCGAGAAAAGCUCGCCCAAGAAACAGGGCUCUCCAUGAGAGUUAUCCAAGUUUGGUUCCAAAACAGAAGAUCGAAGGAACGCCGGUUGAACAACAGCGGUUUGAACGGCUUGCAGAACCGAGGCAAGUCUCGUACACCAAGGAAAGGAUCGGAGAAUCAAGACUUACUUGAAGGCAUGGUCGGGGCAUUGCUUGAUCCCAAUUGUGGUUUCCCAACUCAAGGUUUGUGUUUUGGAUUAGCUCUUUUUGAAAUCAUUUAAAAGGAUUAAAGAUUAUUUAAUCUAUUUACAUUAGCAAUAACUUGGUCAGUACAUUAUAGACAGAGAGGUUUGCCGGCUAUAGGAGCGCUCGAAACCUUUAAAGGUAAUCCUGAAGAAAUAGAAAUAUUCUUACUGCAUUAUAUAUAGAUAGAGUCUGGAGUUUACCUUUUCACAAAGGACUUGGCCCAUAUGCUAAGUGAGUAAAUAGAUCUCCUUAGAUCUACACAGGAAGAUUUUGGAAUGCGCAUUAUAAAAACUCAUUCUCUAAAAAACCUAAAUUACUGCACAUCCAUGCAACUUUUGUACCCUUGCGGUAUAUUCAAAUUAGAGAGGAACAACUAUAGAUAUAGGCUUUAUUUCAACACGAGUAUUUCGAUUUCAAUUUCGAUUUUCAAUAGCGUUUGUGUGUUGAUUACAACUGCAUAUAUAUAUGCAUGCGAUCGAACAUUUAUACACAUUUGAAAAUCAUCAGUACAAAAAUUAAUCUAUAUAACGCGGCAACAUAUACAUACAUGCAUGUUUUUGUAUGGGAUGUGAAGUUAGUGUAUCAAACGCCUGAUCUAUAUAAACUUAUGCAAAAUACAGUCAACUUAUUAAUGCAAUACUUUCUAUAUAUAGACAAAACACGAAACUGAGCUAUACUAAACACAAUUUGCUACAAAGUAACUCGCUACAUUACAAAGCAACUCUGGGAAGUCGCUACAUUAUCUCACUUAACAAUAAACUUUGUAAUGCAUUGAGAGUAUCCGCUUAACAAACAGAGACUAUAGACCUUCUAGUGGCAAUGUUUGUUUUAGAUGAAAGCUUUCGUUAACACGCUUGUUUACUGUUCAACCCCUCUUUCUUUCAUCGUAUUAUGAUUAAUUAGACUUCCCGAAUACUAUGAAACAGAAAUUAUGCGUAUUAAACACUAGCCCGCAAAAAUGGCUGACAUGAACCAGUCUAAGGAGCGUUGUUUGUGUUAAAAGGCCUCAAAACAUUCAAUACUACACAAGAAACAGCUGUAAACUUGUAAGCUGAAACGUAGAUUGAACUUACACGGUCUUUUAAAUAAUUCAAAAGUAUAAAUUGAAAGCGUUUCUACGCUAACGAACGAAUUAUACUAUCAAAGCUAUAUUGCUUAUAUGAGUCUAUUGUUUCAUUAAAAGUUUAGUAAGUCAAGGACUCUUUGCCCACUUUAUUCAGCUGUUCCAAGCUCAUCUAAUGAGCUCGCAUGCAAAACGCCGUGAUAUUUUCCCAAAAACAAAUAAUUCUCACUUUCUUGUUUGCCGGUAAAAAACGAUAAAAAAUCAAAUGAAAUCGCGUGAAAUCACAAGUACGUACAGCAAGGGAAAUCGACUGCGUUUUCGCGCCGCAAAUUUGCGCAAAAACGCGCAGACGUUUUGCACUUUUGGCGUUUCAACGCGCCGUAGUUUAGGCUUCGACGUUUGAAUGUGGAUGAAGCAAAACGCUGGGCACACCUGCACAUCUCCCACGGUCGUUCGGAAAUUUGUAUAAAACUAUAGCACCGAAUGCCAAGGAUAAAAAUUUCUCUCGCAGCCCGUAUGCUCAGCUGGGAACGUCAAACAGAACGCGUUGUAAAAGCCUGUGUUGUACCCAAAGGAACAGCAAACGACAUCAUUUCGCUUUCCCAAGCUUUUUAACGAAAUAUGUAAACAUUUAGCGAAGCUUUUCAAACGUUUUGACAGCAUUCACACUUAAACUGCGCGGCGGUUCACCGUAAUUUCGGCAAUUUUAAACCGCUAACGACCUUCGAUAUUUCAGUUAAAUCUUAAAUCUUAAGUGCUACUGUACUUAAAUUUAUCAUUCAGUGCUUUCAACGAUUCGACUGAGGUUUCAAACUUUAAAUUUUAAAGCGAAAUAUUAAGUCUAUACAAGAUAAACCAGUUAAAAGCAGACACUUCGCCAGGAUGCUUAAUUUUCCUAUUUGGGAAAAAAACCCAAGUGGCUUAAAGCAUAUAUACAAUAUAAUAAGUACAAAAAGUGUUUGUUGGAUAGUAAAACAAACGUCGGCAAUUAACAUGGACAUACUAAUGACUGGCGUAUACAAUUAAAUAUUGUCAAACCAAAAAUCUGUAGUGUGAAAUUUCUUAAGCCAAAAUAUUUAGCUUCAAAUAAUGUUAACUAUAUAGAUAAGAAUCUUUCAUUGCUUGCCUAUCGCACUGGAAAAUUCAUAAUUAAAGUUUGUUUUAAAAUUAAAAGGCACGCGCGUUUGUGGUCGUGCGACUCGCCGCAUAAAUUUUCUCGCGAGCAAUGGCCCAGAAAAUUGCAUGAAAAAAGCAAUAAGGCAGUCAAAUACAAACAAAGAAUGUUCGUUAAGCCUCUGAACGUGGGCUGUACGCCUUUGGCAGAUGUAAAAUCGUUUCUAGAGGUCAAAAACUACGUAGCAUCGCCCCAAGACAUCUGUUGAUGACAGAUGUUCGCGCCGUUCACAAACGCCUCAGUUAGAUUUUGUGAUUUGUUGCCCACCCAAAAUAUUAAAUAAAAAACGCUCUACUUAACCCAGUAAAUUAAACAAACAUCGGUUUGUGGUUAGACCAAGGAAAAUUAAACAAAACCAUGCAUUAAAACGGUAUCAGCUCCUUUCUCCAGAAGCAUUCUGCAAAACUAUUUUAGUUUUUUACCUGUAUACAGUGUUAUUUCGUCGGCUAUAUAGUUAUAGGGGGAGUUGAUCGUAUCAGGAGAGUUCUAUCGUUAACGUUAUCUGUGUAGAAGAAAUAAUUAUAGGGCUCUAGACAUCAGGCUGCUGUGAUUUUCUUUACACUGUCUCGAGCAUGCGGCAAAACAGCAACAGCAAAGCCAAUAUUUCGGGGAGUGUUCAUACAAUAGAGAAACUUUAAUUGAUACGAUACGCUCCACAAUGCCAAGUAAAUCUGAAAAAAACAUAUAGUGAACUACCAGUAAAAACCUAAUUUACUAGUAUACUGUAUUCCAUGUUCGAAGCUUGUUUUAUGGUCAACUAACAUGAAGUAUUUAUUUGCACGAGCACGCCUGUACGGCGCGAUACAUAUUAAAAGUUAUUUUAAGUCCUUCUUCCCUUUGUAAUCUUAUAUAUUUAAAUAUAGAAUGAGCAUCUUUAGCAUCAAUUAAUAAAACUGUUGUUAAGGUUUUUUAAGGACUUACAUGUGUACUCACAUUCAAGAACAUGUACAACCUCUGUAUGAUGUAGCCAUGCUCAACUCAGCAGUGAGUUCUGUAAAACAUCAGAUCACUUUAAGGUAGCCCACAUUCAAGAACAUGUACAACCUCUGUAUGAUCUAACCAUGCUUAACUCAGCAGUGAGUUCUGUACAACAUCAGAUCACUUUAAGGUAGCUCACAUUCAAGAACAUGUACUAUCUCUGUAUGAUAUAACCAUGCUUAACUCAGCAGUGAGUUCUGUACAACAUCAGAUCACUUUAAGGUAGCUCACAUUCAAGAACAUGUACUACCUCUGUAUGAUCUAACCAUGUUUAACUCAGCAGUGAGUUCUGUACAACAUCAGAUCACUUUAAGGUAGCCCACAUUCAAUAACAUGUACUACCUCUGCAUGAUCUAACCAUGCUUAACUCAGCAGUGAGUUCUGUACAACAUCAGAUCACUUUAAGGUAGCUCACAUUCAAGAACAUGUACUACCUUUGUAUGAUCUAACCAUGCUUAACUCAGCAGUGAGUUCUGUACAACAUCAGAUUACUUUAAGGUAGCUCACAUUCAAGAACAUGUACUACCUUUGUAUGAUCUAACCAUGCUUAACUCAGCAGUGAGUUCUGUACAACAUCAGAUCACUUUAAGGUAGCUCACAUUCAAGAACAUGUACUACCUUUGUAUGAUCUAACCAUGUUUAACUCAGCAGUGAGUUCUGUACAACAUCAGAUCACUUUAAGGUAGCUCACAUUCAAGAACAUGUACUACCUUUGUAUGAUCUAACCAUGCUUAACUCAGCAGUGAGUUCUGUACAACAUCAGAUCACUUUAAGGUAGCUCACAUUCAAGAACAUGUACUACCUCUGUAUGAUCUAACCAUGCUUAACUCAGCAGUGAGUUCUGUACAACAUCAGACCACUUUAAGGCAGCCCACAUUCAAGAACAUGUACUACCUCUGUAUGAUCUAACCAUGCUUAACUCAGCAGUGAGUUCUGUAGAACAUCAGAUUACUUUAAGGUAGCCCACAUUCAAGAACAUGUACUACCUCUGUAUGAUCUAACCAUGUUUAACUCAGCAGUGAGUUCUGUACAACAUCAGAUCACUUUAAGGUAGCCCACAUUCAAGAACAUGUACUACCUCUGGAUGAUCUAACCAUGCUUAAUUCAGCAGUGAGUUCUGUACAACAUCAGAUCACUUUAAGGUAGCCCACAUUCAAGAACAUGUACUACCUCUGUAUGAUCUAACCAUGCUUAACUCAGCAGUGAGUUCUGUACAACAUCAGAUCACUUUAAGGUAGCCCACAUUCAAGAACAUGUACUACCUCUGUAUGAUCUAACCAUGCUUAUCUCAGCAGUGAGUUCUGUACAACAUCAGAUCACUUUAAGGUAGCUCACAUUCAAAACAUGUACUACUUCUGCAUGAUCUAACCAUGCUUAACUCAGCAGUGAGUUCUGUACAACAUCGGAUCACUUUAAGGUAGCUCACACUCAAGAACAUGUACUACCUCUGCAUGAUCUAACCAUGCUCAACUCAGCAGUGAGUUCU